AUGCUGCGUGCCUUGGUGGUGGUGUCCCUGUGGCUGCGGGUGAGCCCGCGGGCGCAGGGCGCGCCGUGCGAGGCGGUGCGCAUCCCCAUGUGCCGCUCCAUGCCCUGGAAUAUCACCCGCAUGCCCAACCACCUGCACCACAGCACCCAGGAAAACGCCGUCCUCGCUAUCGAACAAUACGAGGAGCUGGUGGCCACCGGCUGUAGCCCGGUCUUGCCCUUCUUCCUCUGCGCCAUGUACGCCCCCAUCUGCACUCUGGAGUUCCUCUACGACCCCAUCAAGCCGUGCCGUUCCGUCUGCCAGCGCGCCCGCGACGGCUGCGAGCCCAUCAUGCGCCGCUACAACCACAGCUGGCCCGAGAGCCUGGCUUGCGACGACCUCCCCGUGUACGACCGCGGCGUCUGCAUCUCCCCAGAGGCCAUCGUCACCGACGUGCCGCAGGAUGUGAAGUGGACGGACUUCACACAGGGCUUUAUGGUGCCGGACAGACCCCUGGAGCCUGACUGCAGGAGCCGCGGCCAGGAGCGGUGCAGGUGCAAAAAGACAAAGCCUACGCUGUCAACCUACUUGGCCAAGAACUACAGCUACAUCAUUCACGCUAAAGUAAAAAGCAUAGAAAGAGGGAACUGCAAUGAGAUAACGACUGUUGUUGAAGUCAAAGACAUACUCAAGUCUUCAACACCAAUUCCUCUGUCCCAAGUGCCCCUUCUUACAAAUUCCUCCUGCCACUGCCCACCUCUUCAACCAAAGCAGGAUGUUCUCAUCAUGUGCUAUGAGUGGCACUCAAGGUUGAUGCUUCUUGAUGGCUGUCUAGUUGAGAAAUGGAAGGAUCAACUAAACAGAAGAUUUAAGAGGUGGGAACAGCGACUGCAAGAGCAAAAAAGGCGAACUGCACGCAGUAAGAACCAGAACUCAGGACGCAGUGGUCAGAGUGGAGCCCUGAAACCGCAAACCAAGAACACCAACCCACUGAUCAGUGGCCCCAAAAAGGCCAUUAAAAUAAGAAAUGGCCAGAAAGAAAUCAACCCCAAAAAAGUAUGAGUGUGAAAUUCCCAAAAGGAAGGACUUUCCCUGCACGACAAGGAUUGCAAUCUGGCUUGGUCAGCAUGUUUUAUUAAUCUGGAGCUC
Sturnus vulgaris (Common starling) is the source of this 1128-nucleotide messenger RNA. RefSeq names its product secreted frizzled related protein 4 (gene SFRP4). Gene Ontology annotation, biological process: canonical Wnt signaling pathway; non-canonical Wnt signaling pathway. The record is from RefSeq and is a predicted model, not a curated record. Gene Ontology annotation, molecular function: Wnt-protein binding. Lineage: Eukaryota; Metazoa; Chordata; Aves; Passeriformes; Sturnidae. Gene Ontology annotation, cellular component: cytoplasm.